This is a messenger RNA of Emys orbicularis (European pond turtle), 945 nucleotides long. RefSeq names its product Fas apoptotic inhibitory molecule 2 (gene FAIM2). Lineage: Eukaryota; Metazoa; Chordata; Testudines; Emydidae. The coding region runs from base 1 to 945 and encodes 314 amino acids. Gene Ontology annotation, biological process: negative regulation of apoptotic signaling pathway. Gene Ontology annotation, cellular component: Golgi apparatus; endoplasmic reticulum. The transcript is spliced from 12 exons. The record is from RefSeq and is a predicted model, not a curated record.
AUGACCCAAGGGAAGCUCUCUGUGAAUAACAAGCCUCCUAACUCCGAGGGACAGCAGGGACAGGGAGAGAAAAAGGACAAUGCAACCGCCCCAUCGGCACCCCCGACGUACGAGGAAGCAACUUCAGGGGAAGGGAUGAAAACGGAGGCGUUCUCCCCUCCACCGUCUGUGCCCCUCCACCCCAGCUGGGCUUAUGUGGACCCCAGUGCCAGCCCAAACUACGGGAGUGGAGGGUACCCCGGAGACACGGAGCUACUCACGACCUUCAACUGGGAUGACAAAAACGUGCGCAGAGUGUUCGUCAGAAAGGUCUAUGCCAUUCUUAUGCUCCAGCUGUCUGUCACGGUCAGCAUUGUGGCUCUCUUCACCUUCUGUGAGCCAGUCAAAGGUUACGUCCAGUCAAACCCAGCCUGGUACUGGGCUUCCUAUGCCGUGUUCUUUGUGACAUACUUGAUCCUGGCUUGCUGCUCCGGACCCAGGAGGUAUUUUCCAUGGAACCUGAUCCUCUUGAGUAUCUUUACUCUCUCCAUGUCCUAUCUCACUGGAAUGCUCUCCAGCUAUUACAACACCACGUCGGUUCUCUUGUGCCUGGGGAUCACAGCCCUGGUGUGUCUUUCCGUCACCAUCUUCAGCUUCCAGACCAAGUUUGACUUCACCUCCUGCCAGGGCGUCCUCUUCGUCAUGCUCAUGGUGCUGCUCUUCAGCGGGAUCAUCCUGGCCGUUCUCCUCCCCUUCCAAUACGUGCCGUGGCUCCAUGCCAUAUAUGCCGUGCUGGGUGCGAUUGUCUUUACUUUGUUCCUGGCAUUUGACACGCAGCUGUUGAUGGGGAACCGCCGGUACUCACUGAGCCCGGAGGAAUACAUCUUUGGAGCCCUCAAUAUCUACCUGGACAUCGUCUACAUCUUCUCCUUCUUCCUCCAGCUCUUCGGCUCCAGCCAGGAGUAA